UGCGUAACAGGAACUAAACUAAUCAGUGUGCUUGGGGGCGGGCAUUCUAAAGGCGGAAGUGUGGUUUGUCUUGCUGUAAGCGUAAAGUUGUGGUCCAGCGUGCAGAUAUGUGGCCAGUGUUGUGGACCGCCAUGCGAACGUACGCCCCCUACGUAACCUUCCCAGUAGCCUUUGUGGUGGGGGCUGUGGGUUAUAAUUUAGAGUGGUUCAUUCGGGGCACCCCGGCUCGGCAGCAAGAGGAGAGGGGGAUCCUGGAGCAGAGGGAGGACCGCAAACUGGAGGAGCUUGUGGGGCAGGACGUCACUCAGGUCACCAGCCUGAAGGAGAGGCUGGAGUUCACGCCGAGGGCGGUACUGAACCGAAACCGCCCAGAGAAAAGCUAAAGGUGCCUGCCAUGUAGAGCCACGCGAAGGGGUUAAUGUCACCUAUCGUUAUGCCUGUUGCCUAACAAAGGACUGUUGUUAGGCAUAUUGUUCAUUUGUUCUACAAGUUUAAUCUCUGAUGCCUAAUUGAGGAGGAAUGUUGGCUGGACUUCUUUUUGUGUCAAAGUAUUAUGUGUAUUUUUCAUGACAGUCUGAAAGUCGCAAGUCAUGAAAUGGAUAUCGUAACAUCUGAGACAUUUUCCCUCAGUUAAUGUUCAGAAAAGGUUCGUAUGAGACCUGCAGACUAUUGUUUUUCCCUUAGAUUCGUAGUAUCAAUUUCCUGUUGCACAUGAUCAGUGAACUACAGCAAAGCUGGAGCACGUCGAGAUUUCAGUUGCUAUUUUCCUGUGCUUCUCUCCCAAAGACAAAGCUGACAGCAUGCAUUCAAAAGAAGAGCAAGCAGCCCGCAAGAGACUAACCCGCCAGCGUCAUAAGGGCAGAGCCUGGGGAAUGUGUGACGUGCGUGACGUGUGUGCGCGGUCUGUCUCAGGAGGUCUCGGGAAUGUAUGCUAUAUUUUUUUUUAAUGUACCCUGCCACAUUUCUGUUCUUUCACUCAUCCUUUGCAUAUUUAUUUUUCACCCAGAAGAAAAGCCACAAGCAACUCACUGUGAAUUUUUGCUUUCAUUUUAGAAAGUACACAGCUUACAGGAGUCCGUUAAUUGCUGGAGCGUUGAAAAGUACUGAAAAUGGAGUCAAAUUAUGUAUUAAUUGUGUCGGAUCCAUUUUACUUGCUGCUGUGUUAUUGUGGAUCUUUAAUAUGCUGUUUUGAGUCAAGAAUUUGAAGUAAAAUGGUAAUAAAUAUACUAUUAAUUUUAAGAGCUC
Messenger RNA from Paramormyrops kingsleyae, 1245 nucleotides. RefSeq names its product small integral membrane protein 12 (gene smim12). NCBI's taxonomy places the organism in Eukaryota, Metazoa, Chordata, Actinopteri, Osteoglossiformes, Mormyridae. The record is from RefSeq and is a predicted model, not a curated record.